Molecule: messenger RNA, 651 nt
Organism: Sordaria macrospora k-hell
Lineage: Eukaryota; Fungi; Ascomycota; Sordariomycetes; Sordariales; Sordariaceae
Biological process (GO): S-adenosylmethionine biosynthetic process
Cellular component (GO): methionine adenosyltransferase complex
Molecular function (GO): methionine adenosyltransferase regulator activity
Source: RefSeq, a predicted model, not a curated record
AUGAGGUCCAACGUCGUGGGAACCCUCAACUUGACGGACUGCUGCUUUGCAAGGGGUAUCCACAUCACCGUAUUUGCAACGGGUUGUAUCUACCAGUACGACGAUGCUCAUUCAUGGGAUGGUCCUGGCUUUUUGGAGACGGACCCGGCCAACUUUGCGGGCAGCUUCUAUUCGAUGACCAAGGCUCAUGUCGAAGAGAUAAUGAAACAUUACAACAACUGCCUUAUCCUACGUUUGCGAAUGCCUGUAUCAGACGACCUGCACUCGCGAAACUUUGUGACCAAAAUCACCCAGUACGAGAGAGUGGUGGACAUUCCCAACAGCAAUACCAUCCUGACAGACCUUUUGCCGGCGUCCAUCUUGCUUGCCGAGCACGGGGAGGUGGGCAUCUACAACUUCACGAACCCUGGGGCCAUUUCGCAUAAUGAGGUCUUGACGCUCUUUCGAGAUAUCGUGCGGCCGACGUUUACGUGGAAAAACUUUAGCCUGGAGGAGCAAGCCAAAGUGAUCAAGGCUGGGCGCAGCAACUGCAAGCUCGAUACCACCAAGUUAACAGGCAAGCUCUUGAAUGAGUACGGUUAUGAGAUACCCGAAGUGCACGAGGCGUACAGGCGGUGCUUUGAGCGGAUGAAAGCGGCGGGGAUUCGGUAA